GUCAUUGUGAAUGUGUGCGUCUUGGCCGCGAACACCAUCUCUACUCAGCCCACUCACGAGUCAGUGAGUCUCUGCAGCCAGCAAAGCAGCGGAAGCAGCAUACCAUGACUGGUAAGCAUGGACCCGCGCCACCCAGAUUCGGCAACCAUCAUGGCCGAGGUCCGCUGCCAAAGGCAGAGAUUGUCAAGCAGGACACUCAACCACCAUCUCUCCCCAAGCUCAGCACACCGCAAAAGAAGACCGAUGCGCAAGGCAAGACGCGCAAUUUCGAUGCGGCUGUACUGCCCAUGGAGCUGAUCGAGGUCGUGAUGGAGUACUUGCUGGACAUGCCCUCCACCUCCAAGCUGACUCCGCUGCUUGUAUGCUCCUCCCUCACCCGCCUCCUCAAACCGAUCGUCUAUCGCCACGUGACGCUCACCAAUCUCGCUGCCCUCCAAUCAUUCCACGCUGCCAUCUCAUCUCCUUCCGCCUCCGCUUCCAAUAGCGCUGCACCUCGCUCGACAUCCACCAGUGAGGGAUCGCUGGCGCGCAAGGUGCGAUCGCUCUACAUUGCCCCGCUGUCGCUAUCUUCGGAUCUGUGGGCCGCGCUGUCGCCUUCUGCGUUGCCCACCAUGCGCACCACAGCCCAGGCUCACAGUCUUGUCAGGCAGAUCCUUCGCGCUUGUCGAUCGCUGCAGCAUCUUGCACUUGAUGGCGCUCUGCUGAACAAGGAAGCAGCGGCGAGUUACGGCACGAGCUGCAAACCUCGCAGCUUGACCAGCGUCAAUCCUCACUCGUACGUAGGCGGCUUUUCUGCUCCCAUCUUCUCCAAGUGCACCACGUGCCACCUCAUCGAUGGCAGCUUAACACACGAAGAAGUAAGGGAGAUUAGGGGAAUGGCUGAGGUCCUCCGAUGCGCCUUGUCGCCUUUCGCUUCACCAGGCCUGCGUCACUUCUCGUGGACCUCACCACGUGAGCACAAUUCGGCUCUGCGAGACGUCGAUGUCAUGCUGCGCAUCCUCACGGGUCCGCAGCCGCCCGGUCACACGUCCCUCGACGCGCUGGUCAACAAUUUUCAAGCGUUGGAUAUCACCCCGCUCAUCCUUGGAGCAGAGCAAGCUCAGCGCGAUGUUGCCUCUGCCCACAACAGCGAUGCGAUUGAAGACGUCGCUCAGUUGGGGGCACUGGAAGCAGAGCAGCAAGAUCGAGAUGCUGCACAACUAACCCGUACAGAUGCCGGUUUCAGGCUUGGCAGCUCCACGCGAGCAGUAAACAUCAAGAGCUUGACCAUGCGCUGCCCAGAGUCUAGGUCGGCACUCGUAGGCACGCAAUUGCAGCGCGUAGCCGCAAACAAGCCCGGUCUUACCUCCAGCUCACCUUGGGAUCAUCGCUUCUCGACGCCAUCUUUCGCCACCAAUUCGGACUACAUCGACAGCUCGGCAGCUCACACUCGGGCAUUACAUGCGCCCAGCGGUGUCAUGCUGUGCUCGCAGCCAUUGCCCUCCGAGGAGCUGGUGGAAGAGUGGGAAGCGCUACGAGACACGCUCAAAGAUCCCAUGCUGCUCUACAAUGCCAUGCCUGGUGGCCACUACAGGGUAGCCAGACCACUCACGCCACCCAAAAGCGGGCAGGGUCACGGAGAUGAGCACUCGAGCGACGAUCAAGAAGCGGAGAUUGAUCCGGCUAUGUGUCUGAGGCGGAUCCACACAGAGUGGUUGAGCGACGUCCUGUCUGGGAAGCUGGAUCGGGAAUCACGGAGCGUAGCGCCCGCCAUAUCGGCAUGAAGUGCAAACUUGUCUUCCGUCAUUUCCUUGCCAAGGAAACAAGAUGUUUUGGACGAAACUCAAAUUGAACUCGCCCAUCAUCGCCUCGACGGGAAGGUCGCGCUGCGUUGGCGCACCUCGCCGGACGGGUCCCCACCAAUUCAUUCCUCUGCGCCCCUCGCGGUGUUCUGCGAUCACGCGCGGCGCCACGCCACCCACUGGGAACUUUUGACGGCAGACGCACCUCUGUGGCGAAGAGAUGGCAGCACCUCGACCUCAAUCAG
Messenger RNA from Ceraceosorus guamensis, 2026 nucleotides. RefSeq lists its product as hypothetical. The coding region runs from base 105 to 1763 and encodes 552 amino acids. The transcript has 2 exons. NCBI's taxonomy places the organism in Eukaryota, Fungi, Basidiomycota, Exobasidiomycetes, Ceraceosorales, Ceraceosoraceae. The record is from RefSeq and is a predicted model, not a curated record.